Molecule: messenger RNA, 3534 nt
Organism: Cydia fagiglandana
Lineage: Eukaryota; Metazoa; Arthropoda; Insecta; Lepidoptera; Tortricidae
Exons: 2
Coding region: 1307-2620 (437 amino acids)
Source: RefSeq, a predicted model, not a curated record
UUAAAAAAAAGGUGGUACCAGAGUUAGGCUUGCAACUUUCAAAAAGAUGAUUAUACAAUCAAAUCCUUUAUUAUGUAUGACCUUUCCGGAACAUCGGAAUUGUGUGUAAUGCCAACUCCUAUGUUGAAUAAGACAUGCACAAGAUUUUAAUGGUGAUUAUUAUAGAUAGACUACGCAAUAGCUAAUCUAUUAAAAAAAUAUCUAUAUCUUACAGCAAACUAGUAUGCAUAUCGCUGGUCGGCAGCAGCAAGGAGUGGAGCGUUUCCAUGCCCGAUACCGAGGAGAUCCUGUGCGUCACGGCGGGCAGCGACGUCGUCGCGUGUGCGACUAACGCGAGGUUGCUGCGGCUGUUCACGCCAAUGGGCACGCAGAGACAGGUCUGAUGAUGCUUCGACUUCAAGGGUAAAAACGAAUAAAACCACAGAUUGUAUACGAGGAACACCGCCAAAAUAUGGCUACAGCAACAUAGAAAUGACUCCACGAAAAAAAAAACUUGUAAAAAAGUUGCAGCGAACACAGUGUUUGUUAUCAUCACUCUCAAAAACAUCCGUCGAUUUGGACAAAUUAGAUUCCGAUUUUCUGAAAAAUGUUGUAUCAGACUCUCUGAAAAAUCAAGCCCGGAAACCUAGAGGCAAGCGAUGGAAUUUAAUUAACAAAAUUUCUGCUUUACAAAUUUUUAAGAGGUCACCCAAGACAUACCGUUUUCUGCAGCAUAUAAUGCCUUUGCCCAGUGUUCGAACAAUUCAACGCUUACUUAAAGCUGUAGAAAUUAAUCCUGGUAUUAAUACCUCAACUCUGAAAAUGUUAAAAGAGAAAGCUUCAACUAUGUUACCAAAUGACAAAAUCUGCGCGUUAUUGUUUGAUGAGAUAUCAUUAGAAAAGCGGCUAAUUUACAAUGAAUGUUCAGAUAAAGUUGAGGGAUAUGUUGACUACGGAUCUGGAGAAUACCGCGGAAAGAAAAACGAGAUAGCAGAUAAAGCUCUAGUCUUUAUGCUUCAAGGAAUUCGCAACGAAUAUAAACAGCCAUUGGCGUUUUAUUUCGUUAAAGGCACUAUUUCCUCAGAAAACUUAUUGAGUAUUAUCAAGGAAAUUAUUGCCACUGUUGAAGAUAUUGGUUUCACAGUCAUCAGUACGGUUUGUGAUCAAGGACCGACAAACUGCGGAGCAUUAAACAUUGCUCAAAAAGUUAUCACAUUUACCGUCUACUGCUAACUAUUUUCUAGUGAAUCAGAGAAAAAUAUAUACAGUUUUUGACGUUCCCCACUUAUUCAAGUCAAUUCGAAAUAACUUUUAUGAAGCCGGGUCUAUGAAAUUUGACGGUAAAGUGGCUAAGUGGCAACACUUACGUGACGCAGAAGCCAUAAAUACUGGAAUGUUGUACUUUCAUAAAGUAUCUUCUGUAAUGCUAGAUCCAAAACAAAAACAUAAAAUGAAAGUGAAAUAUGCCGCUCAAACUCUAAGUAAUACUUUCGCAGCUAUUCUAAAGAUGAUUGCAGAAAAAUAUGAAGACACAGAGUACGGAAAAGAAGUGGCACAAACAUCCGAGGUAGUACGGGACCUUAAUAAUUUAUUUGAUUCUACUAAUGGCCCAUCAAACCCAAAAGAUGUAAUAAAGGGACGAAGACAAAAUGUGUCACGUAAAACCAAUCACAUAGAAAUCUGGAAUAGUUUUUUGAAAAAGCUGAAGUCAAUGGAGUUCAUGAAAUCAGAUAGCAGGUUAAGAUUAAAAAGAGUCAGAUGCGUGGAAGGUUAUAUUGUAACCAUAAAUUCGCUUAAAGAUAUCUGGUGUUAUUGUAAGAAUCAAGGAUUUAACUAUUUGAAUUUACGCUCACUGAAUCAAGACGCUCUUGAAAACCUAUUCGGACUUAUACGACAGAAUAGCCCUACAAAUCGAAAUCCUACCUGCACACAUUUUGUAAGUGCAUUGAAAUCAAUUCAUAUUUCUGGAAUGAAUGCACCACAUAACCGAGGAUCUAAUUGCGAAGAAGAUUUGAACAAGUUAUUGCUUGUCAAUCCAUUAUGCCAACAUGAUGUUGAUGGUGAUGAGAAACUCACAUCAAUGACUACCAAUGAAGAAGAAGAAUAUCCUGUUUUAAUGAUACCUGAAAAUGAAUUAGAGGAGCAAAUUGAAACAGAUUUAACAGACAUAGAAAAUCAACCUAUUGUAUAUUUAAGCGGUUACAUAGCUUAUAGACUGUUGAAGAACGUAGGCUGUCAAAUGUGUUCUAAUUUGCUGAAACUGGAAGAUGUUACAGAUCACCCAAUGUAUAAAUUUAUAAGCUUGCGGGAGUGGUGGCAAGAAAAGAAAUCAUUAACGUACCCAUCUAUCCAGCUGUGUCGUACAAUUGAGGAAGCGAAAAACUAUUUUGAAAAAAAUAGUCAUUUAUUAUAUGAAGAAAAUGUCGGGCAAAUGUUUUGCACACUUUUUGCGGCAAACAUUAACAUAACCUGGUGGACAUGUAAGGAACAUGAGGAUUUCAUGAAAAAACAAUUAUUUUGGUUUGUGACCAAAAUCUUAAUUAGAAGACAGUGCCAAAUAUUAAAUUCGGAUAUUAUUAAAACAGAAGAAAUUUCUGCGAACGCUGCAAAGAUAGCUCAACUAAGAAGCGCUGCAAAAUAAUAUAUGUAAUUACGAGUAUGCAAUAUCAAUUCCACGCGGACGAAGUCGCGGGCAACACCGCGACUUCGUCCGCGUGGAAUCUUAUCUUCAACAUUUUACAUCUUUAGUACCUAUAAUUUUCAUAUCCAAGCAAUGUUGACAUUUUUUAGCAAGUUGUAUGAAGUUUUAAGUCAAGUGGAUUUUGAUGUUGGUUGCUGAAAUUACUUUUCUUGUAUUCUCAUAAUAGGUACCUAUGCCCUUAUACAAAGAUUCAAGUUCCGCAUUCCGCACUCACAAAAUAUCUGAUCUCCAUACAAACUUUCAACCCCUUUUUCACCACCUUAGGGGAUGAAUUUUCAUAAAUGCUGAAAUGAGUUUUCUUGUAUUUUAAUUUAAAACGUUUUUACAAAGUUUCAAGUUCCUUGCUUAAAAUAAAAUUUGCACCCGCAGACAAACUUCCAUCCCCUUUUUAACCCCCUUAGGGGUUGAAAUUCCAAAAACGUUGCAAUCACUUUUUUUUGCAUACGGCUAUUAUGCCUUUCUAAGAAGUUUCAAAACCAUUUGUAAUGGAUUCAAACUUUCAACCCCUUUUUAACCCUGUUAGGGGAUGAAUUUUACAAAACGCUGAAAUUACUUUUCCUGUCUUCUAAUAAUAUCCCUAAAUACAAAGAUUCAAGUCCAACACUCGAAAAAAUGUUUGAUAUCCAUACAAACUUUCAACCCCUUUUUCAUCACUUUAGAGGUUGAAUUUUCAAAAACGCUGAAAUUAGUUUUCUUGUAUUUAAAUAAUAUAUCUUUUAACGAAGUUUCAAAUUCGUAGCUCAAAAGAAAACUUUAACCCCAUACAAACUUUACGUUCAUAACAUAAGCGUAUUGUAAUAAUAAACUAUCUGUAUCAUAUCUUUAAUAUGUUAAAUAAAAUUAUUUUUAUAUUU